Molecule: messenger RNA, 3231 nt
Organism: Aspergillus terreus NIH2624
Lineage: Eukaryota; Fungi; Ascomycota; Eurotiomycetes; Eurotiales; Aspergillaceae
Product: vacuolar protein sorting-associated protein 54
Exons: 3
Coding region: 1-3231 (1076 amino acids)
Biological process (GO): Golgi to vacuole transport; retrograde transport, endosome to Golgi
Cellular component (GO): GARP complex
Molecular function (GO): syntaxin binding
Source: RefSeq, a predicted model, not a curated record
AUGUCCUCUGUGAGCCCUCGGAAGUCAAUCGAUAGUCUUGCCUCGGGCGCUUCUACACCGUCCUUAUCUCAGUAUUCGUUCAAUCAGAUUGAAUCUCCCCGGGUACCGCCCCAGAGAUACCCCCUGAGACGGGGUUCGACCGCAAGUUCCAUUGUGAGCAUUGGAGGGAUCCUCGACUCGUCGUCCCGUCAUGGGUCAAUCGCCGAGUCCGGACAGAAUGCUAUUUCGACACUUCUCCAGCCUCCAAUUGUCCGCACUGGACUCGUUCCCCACAGUGCCGUAACCACCUCCGGAUACAAACCCCCAAGCUCGCGCGACAUCCCCCCGGUCACGCUGACCAACAUUCCUCGAGUUGAUCCAAAAGCUUUCGAACCGUAUUUGUCCCAGGUUGGCUCUCUGUACGAUGUUUUCCAACAGGCAAAGGAAGGGACGGGAGAUCAGGAAGCGCAGCUGGCGCGGGGCGGUGGUAAAACCUCCCCUCGACCAGAGGAGAAUGAUACGUUGAUGCCCCGGCCUAUGGAGCGGCGACCCUCGGCGAUAUCUACCAGUUCCCGCGCAAGUUCACCGUAUGACACGAGAGGUCGAAAGCGCUCUUCGGGUCGCGGCCGCGGCCAUGGCGUCACCCCGCUGUCCACCAUCCCUCCGGUAUAUUUCGAGGAUGAUUUCCAUCUCGAGAACCCGCGGACAUUCGAUGUGGUGUCUGAGAAGUCAGAAGUUGUCACGCCGCCGAAGAUACCAGCCAAGGAUGGACAAACGGAGAAUGGAACGGUGGUAGAGCCCGCGCAGGGGAGGAAAGCUCUCGCCACGAAUGCGAUCCUGCAAGAGAAACUCUCAUGGUACAUGGAUACAGUGGAGAUCCAUCUUAUCUCGUCAAUCUCAACAGCGUCCAAGUCAUUCUUCACGGCAUUGGGGUCGCUGCGCGAACUGCAUUCCGAAGCUGCAGACUCGGUGAAGCGGAUCCAAGUGUUGCGGAAAGACCUCCAGAAGAUCGAUCGUGAAAUGGCUCUCGGUGGACUGAAGAUAGUUAACUUGCGGCGCCGCAGAGAGAAUGUGCGAAUGCUUGCGGAUGCGGUAUCUCAGCUUCUGGACGUGGUCCAGUCGGUCUCGCGGUGCGAAGAGUUGGUCGACAACGGGAACAUCGAGGAGGCUGCAGAUGGGCUGGAGGAGGUGGAGAAGCUUAUGGCUGGAGAGCAUACGCUGGCUAGUUCUGGAGACGCCGAUGAAUCGCAAGAGCACCCGCGGCGGCCGAUCGACUUGCGACGGCUCAAAGCUCUCGACGGAGCAGCUGAUGAUCUGGCUCAGCUCCGAAAUCGAAUCGGGGUUGGCUACGAAACCCGAUUCUUGAGUGAUCUUCUCGGUGACUUGCGACAGCAUGUAGAGAAUGUGCCUCUGGAUGCUACUUUACAGCGAUGGGGUUCUUCCUUCCAACGGCAACGCGGCGCUCCGCGCACUGGCGCGGCGUCGACGCCUGCAUAUAUGAAUUUUGACGACCAACUGCGGUCGCAAUUGCAUUUACACCUUGCUGGCCUCGCCCGUGCGCGCCAUACGACACCCGCUGCGACCGCCUUCAAGUCGGCCGUCAUUCGUGAAAUGAAGGGCCUGAUUCGGAAGCAUAUGCCGAGCUCCAGCGAUGACGAUAAUGAGUCGAUGGUCUCCGUUGCCACACAUCGAUCCCAACAACGUAGCCAGCAGGAGAAAUCAUCAAUUCUUGCCCGGAACCUUCGCGCUUUAGACGCUGAGGAUGCAUAUAACAUGCUUGCACAGGUAUACGCUGGCAUUAGCGAGGCGUUACGGAGACUGAGCGUUCAGGUCAAGGUUCUUCUUGAUAUCGCCAGUGGCCUGGGAACCCCGCCGCCGGCUGGCAGCAAGUCCAGCCCCGACCCCCAAGGUGGCUCCGAUCGACGAGCUGCCGCUACUGUACUUGCUCAAGACGAGAUCUUACAGGUGCUGGAUAUGUCGAGUCUGCUUGGAAUGGCGGUUGAUACCGCUCAGCAGCAGGUGAACAAAGUUUUGAAAGUGCGCUCGGAGCAGACAUCUUCUCUGACGAAAGAGGAAUUUGUCAAGUACUUCACCCUCAACCGUCUCUUUGCGGACGAAUGUGAAGCCAUCUCUGGGCGGAGCGGGACAGCCUUGAAGACGUUAGUGGGCAAUCACAUCCGGGACUAUAUCAAUCGUUUUGGCGAUACUCAACGACACCGAAUCAUCCAAGUUAUGGACGCGGACCGAUGGGAUGCGAAAGACUUUGGCGAGGCUGAGGAUGCCAUCUUGAAACGGAUCCUUGACGCCAGCACGAAGGAUAUUGAGUCGUGGGUAGAUGCCUCGAAGAUCUGGAUGGCCAAGGAUAGCAACCACAAGAACUCGUCGGAGCAGUCUCUUGUGAACGGGUCAGGGAAGGAGAAGGUCCGCAGUGCGGAGAUCGACGAGCAGAAGUACAUUCUCUCAGAAUCCGCCAUGGCUAUGAUGAGGACUAUCGAGGAAUUCCAGUUCCUCAUGGCCAAUAUUCCCAACAUGAUUCAGGAUAUUGCACCUGGUCUUCUGGAAACGUUGAAAUUGUUCAACUCCCGAUCUUCUCAGUUAAUUCUCGGCGCUGGGGCCACCCGGAGUGCAGGUCUCAAGAACAUCACGACCAAGCAUCUCGCGCUGUCGUCGCAGGCUCUGAGCUUUGUGAUUGCGUUGGUCCCUUAUAUCCGGGAAUUCGUCCGCCGACAUGCGCCGUCUAGCUCAUUGCUGGGUGACUUUGACAAGGUGAAAAGAUUGUUCCAGGAGCACCAAUCCGGGAUUCACGAGAAGCUGGUUGACAUUAUGAGCUCGCGCUCCACCGUGCAUGUCAAUGCCAUGAAGAAGAUUGACUGGGAUGCUAAUGGGAAUACGGCCGUCAAUCCUUACAUGGAGACGCUCACGAAGGAGACUGGAACGCUGCAUCGGGUUCUGAGCAAGCAUCUCCCUGAGAUGACCGUCUCGAUGAUCAUGGAUCCCGUGUUCCGGACGUAUCGAGAACAAUGGACCAAGGCAUUCGAGGAGGUGUCUGUUGAUACAGAGGCAGGCAAGGAGAGGUUGCAACGGGACGCCGAACAUUUCCAGUCUAAGCUGAGCAAGAUCGACGGAUUUGGGGACCUGGGAGAACGUCUUCUUGAGUUGGUUCGACAGAAGAACAUCGCAGCGACGGAAGCUGCUCCUGCUGAGGCUGAUUCCAAAGGCCCGGCCGAGACGAGCGACAGCACUGCCGCAUGA